Molecule: messenger RNA, 1832 nt
Organism: Meira miltonrushii
Lineage: Eukaryota; Fungi; Basidiomycota; Exobasidiomycetes; Exobasidiales; Brachybasidiaceae
Product: ATP-dependent RNA helicase HAS1
Exons: 1
Coding region: 63-1778 (571 amino acids)
Biological process (GO): maturation of LSU-rRNA from tricistronic rRNA transcript (SSU-rRNA, 5.8S rRNA, LSU-rRNA)
Cellular component (GO): nucleolus
Molecular function (GO): nucleic acid binding; ATP binding; RNA helicase activity
Source: RefSeq, a predicted model, not a curated record
CUAAGCAAUUCUUUACCAUCAUCCAUCAACACCUCAUUCGAUUUGCAUCAGUAAAGGUCAAGAUGGCUGAUAAAAGUGCAGCUGAUGCGGAAGCGCAAUUGGCUUCUCAAUUGGCCUCAGAUGUUGCCAAUGCAGAAGCAUCAACAUCCACCUCAACAUCUGCAAAAGGCACGGAUUCAACAAAACAGCGUGAGCCAUUCUCUAAGUUGGACUUGUCACCUCCUACCAGCCGUGCUUUGGAAACGAUGGGAUUCAGUACAAUGACAGAAGUGCAAUCUCGAUGCAUUCCACCUCUUAUGGCGGGAAAGGAUGUCUUGGGUGCUGCACAAACUGGAAGUGGUAAAACAUUGGCUUUUGUCAUUCCAGCAAUAGAAAUGCUAAGCAGGUUGAAGUUUAAGCCAAGAAAUGGUACUGGUGCAAUCAUCAUUUCACCUACACGUGAAUUGGCGUUACAGAUCUUUGGAGUGGUAAAAGAAUUGAUGGGGCAUGGACAUCAUCAAACAUUCGAUAUCAUUAUGGGAGGAGCAAAUCGAAAAGCAGAAGCAGACAAAUUGAACAAAGGUAUCAAUCUCAUCGUUGCCACGCCUGGUCGUCUUUUGGAUCAUUUGCAAAAUACAAAAGGAUUCGUUUACUCAAAUUUGAAGACACUUUGUAUCGAUGAAGCUGAUCGUAUCCUCGAAAUCGGUUUCGAAGAAGAAAUGAAGCAAAUUGUGCGUAUUCUACCUAACGACAAUCGUCAAUCAAUGCUGUUCUCGGCAACACAAACUACAAAAGUGCAGGACCUUGCUAGGAUAUCAUUGCGACCUGGACCGCUAUACAUCAAUGUACAUGCCGAUCUUGCAGCCUCGACUGUUGCAAGAUUAGAGCAAGGAUAUGUGGUGUGCGCUAGUGACAAACGCUUCUUGCUUUUGUUCACUUUCCUCAAGCGCAACAAAGGGAAGAAGAUUAUCGUGUUCAUGAGUAGCUGUAACGGAGUCAAAUACCAUGCUGAGCUCCUCAACUACAUCGAUGUGCCUGUUUUGGACUUGCAUGGAAAACAAAAACAACAGCGAAGAACCUCUACGUUCUUUGAAUUCUGCAACGCUCCAGCAGGUGUACUGUUGUGCACAGAUGUUGCAGCAAGAGGUUUGGAUAUUCCCAAAGUGGAUUGGAUUAUUCAAUUUGAUCCUCCAGAUGAUCCGCGUGAUUACAUUCACAGAGUCGGAAGAACGGCCAGAGCAGGAAAGAGUGGAAAGAGUUUGUUGUUCUUAUUGCCUUCCGAACUUGGAUUCUUGCGUUUCCUCAAAGUUGCAAAGGUACCUUUGAACGAAUAUUCAUUCCCGAUGAACAAGAUUGCAAAUGUGCAAGGACAACUCGAAAAAUUGAUUGGCAAGAAUUAUUAUUUGCAUCAAAGCGCUAAAGAAGGUUUCCGAAGUUAUUUGAUGGCUUAUAAUAGUUAUGCACUCAAGAAAAUCUUUGACGUUCACAAUCUCGAUUUGACAAAAGUGGCAAGAUCAUUCGGAUUCACAAGUCCACCUAAAGUCAAUAUUGCCGUAGGGUUGAAGAACACCAAAGCUUCUGCAAAACGUAAAGAAGUAGAUGGGGAGGAAGAGGAUGACGAAGAAGAAGUGACGGGCGAUGCAGAGGCCGAGCAGGCGUCCAAGGCUGACAUUAGAGGUAAUGGAGCCGGACAAAGACGGCAAUACAAAAAGCAAAAAGGUGAUCAACGAUCCGAAAAAGCACACGCAAUACAUAAAUCGCAACAACGUAAGCAAAGCGGUAAACAAUGGACCAAAUGAUCCUCCUAUCCAAUCUACAAUUGUACUUAUAGAACAAACAAGCUUUCCAUGAUU